Messenger RNA from Gongylonema pulchrum, 213 nucleotides. The record is from the annotation of a GenBank genome assembly. Lineage: Eukaryota; Metazoa; Nematoda; Chromadorea; Rhabditida; Gongylonematidae.
AUGAGACAUCUCAUACCCUUGGACAGUUGUGAACGCGAUACUGGAUUUAACAAAGACGACAGCAGUCAAGAAGGCAAUCAAGGAUUGUAUGUUCUGCAAACAGAACACGGAAUAACAGGACCAUUUUGUUUGCCACCAAUGAUGUUUAUCCUAAUUCGUGGGUCAACUGGAUUACUCAGGCUACUCAAAAAAGGUGGAUUUGUUAAAGAAUAG